Molecule: messenger RNA, 1265 nt
Organism: Suillus fuscotomentosus
Lineage: Eukaryota; Fungi; Basidiomycota; Agaricomycetes; Boletales; Suillaceae
Exons: 3
Coding region: 99-1088 (329 amino acids)
Biological process (GO): lipid storage; positive regulation of triglyceride storage
Cellular component (GO): cytosol; lipid droplet
Source: RefSeq, a predicted model, not a curated record
UGUCAAUCCACAUUCGAAGUAUAUCAACCCCUUGCGCUUCCAUUUCUUUUCCAUUCCCUUCUUGUACACCUACUAGUAACCUCACAUUCACCUUCAUAAUGGCAUCAACCGCGCAAUCACAGUUCAAAGUACCUGAAAUCACGGUUUUAAAUCGUGUUGUUUCUAUUCCCUUAAUUGCGUCUUCACUUGAACAGAUAAAUUCCAUCCUUGAGAAAAACACGCUCACCCGCUCUCCAUACCACGCAGCUCAAUCAAUCACCAACACCGCCUAUAACUACUCGCAGCCUAUUCAGAUUCGUCUAGCCCCACUCCUCGUCCGUGCGGACGGUAUCGCCAACAAGGGUCUCGAUGCAGUUGAGUCGAGGUACCCUUAUCCGUUCCAGGCCAAGCCCGAGGAAGUGGCCAGUUACGUGCGUGAAACUGCAGGAAAGACAUUUGAGAAUGUCAAAACACCUGCAGUUGGCGUUGCAGAGGGGAUCGACAAGAAAUUUGCACCGGUCGUUGACUACAUCGAGAAAAUCACUGGAAAUAUUUCCAAUGAAUCGGGUGCUUCUUCGCCCUCGUCUACAUCUUCCGACUCUCAAUAUCAGUAUCAGCGUGCGAUCAACGUUUCCAAGCACCUCAAGGACCAUCUCUACGUCUAUUCAUCAGAGCAUCUCAAGCAAGUACAGCAGCAAAGUGUCCUAGUUCAACGCGCGACAGACACCGCUAAUUCUAUCUCUGCUCUCGCCUCCAACCAGUUCAAUAAUGCUCAAAAUGCCUUCUAUGGUGUUGCUCACAAUUUGCUCUCCGAGAUGCAGAAAAUACAGCAUUCUACCGCUCAGCUCCCUCAGACCAUACAGGCUACAUAUCCUGACAUCUCCAAAACCGUCGCAGACUUACACGAUAUCAUCACGAAUCCUUCUCUCCCUGUCCCCGAGAAGCUCAAUCGCGUGGGUAGAGAGGUCAAAGAGCGCGUGUCUCCACUGCUUGAAAAGCUCACUCAGCGGAUAGGCGAGAUCAUUAACGUCCUUGGGUCGAAGGCAGAAGAGGCCAAACACACCGCUGAGGGGAAUGGCAAUGGGCUUUCCUCUGACGCAGAUUCCUGAUGGAUUCAAAAUUUCUCCUUCAUCACGUUCUCUCGUUGUCGUCAUGGCUCAUAGAAGUUUGAAUAGAGUAGAGAUUUCGUUCCUCCAUGCACUAUUGUUCAUAUGCAUUCGUUGUCGUAUUCUUCCGUUCACCUUGUAGUUGUAUUCGAAGCUUUCAUGCUCCCUUUUUCGAUCAGG